This is a messenger RNA of Prunus persica (peach), 748 nucleotides long. RefSeq names its product protein PHLOEM PROTEIN 2-LIKE A1. Bases 163 to 654 code for a protein of 163 amino acids. The transcript is spliced from 2 exons. Lineage: Eukaryota; Viridiplantae; Streptophyta; Magnoliopsida; Rosales; Rosaceae. The record is from RefSeq and is a predicted model, not a curated record.
CAAAGUCAAGGUAGGAGCCCAUAACAAAACACAUCACAUGCCAUCAAAUUUGAGCCAAUUCCUACUUGUACCUACAUAUGUAACAACAAGCAUUGGAUGCAAGACGUGUAUUGAAGAGAUGGCGACUGGGUGGUCAUCAGGUGGUGAGGCCUUAGAUGGUGUAUGCAAAGGCUCUUGAUAUCACUUGCUCUGGAGACCCUCGUUCGUUCCUGGCGCUGGGUGCAAGAAACAAGUGAUGGCCGUACUGAAGCUGCUGAACUGUUAGGAUUAAGUUGGCUAGAAGUGCGUGGAAAACUUAACACCACAAAGCUGUCGCCAGGAAUUCAGUAUGAAGUUGUAUUUGUGGUCAAGCUGCAAGCUAAAGCUUAUGGAUGGGAAGUUCCAGUGAAUCUCAAACUCAAUGUCCCACACGCUUCAGAGAAUCGAUGGAGUAAAGUUAAUUUGACGGAUAAGGCAAGAGAGCAUUGGAUAGAGAUUCCAGUUGGCGACUUUACUGCAUCACCGAAAAACCUGGGGACGUCGAGUUUUCAUUGUAUGAAUAUGAUCAGAGAUGGAAGACUGGACUUGUUAUCAAAGGUGUUGUCGUUCGGCCAGUUUACUAAUAACUUGGCAUAUGAGCAGAGAGAUGAUGUUCUGGUUUUUUCAUUUCUCUGAAAUGAGAGAACUGCAUAUGUAAUAAAUGAUAGCAUAUGGUUGUUAAUUAGCAAGAGUUUUCUGUUGGCGCAGUUUUAUAAACCUUCUAUUGGCA